Penicillium robsamsonii is the source of this 234-nucleotide messenger RNA. RefSeq lists its product as uncharacterized. The record is from RefSeq and is a predicted model, not a curated record. Lineage: Eukaryota; Fungi; Ascomycota; Eurotiomycetes; Eurotiales; Aspergillaceae. The transcript is spliced from 2 exons. Bases 1 to 234 code for a protein of 77 amino acids.
AUGGAGGACUUCAACAGUGAAACAGAUAGUGAUUAUACCAGCUACUGGCGCGACUGGGUAACGAGACGUUACGGCGGGUGCUGGGCAUCGUGGGUUGGGGGGUCGAAUGGGCCAUCGAAUGAAGCACAAGACGGCGCUGCCUUGCGCAACACGAAUGAAGCAGAUUAUGCCGUUGCCUUGGUCGCCAUUGUUGCCGCGGCGAUUGAACCGUUUCCGGGGACGACAAUGCGAUAA